Molecule: messenger RNA, 942 nt
Organism: Sander lucioperca (pikeperch)
Lineage: Eukaryota; Metazoa; Chordata; Actinopteri; Perciformes; Percidae
Gene: figla
Product: folliculogenesis specific bHLH transcription factor
Exons: 7
Coding region: 42-683 (213 amino acids)
Biological process (GO): developmental process; regulation of transcription by RNA polymerase II
Molecular function (GO): RNA polymerase II transcription regulatory region sequence-specific DNA binding; DNA-binding transcription factor activity, RNA polymerase II-specific; protein dimerization activity
Source: RefSeq, a predicted model, not a curated record
ACAGUUCACCAGUAAAAGGAUUUAAUUCAACUCACAUUUUGAUGGACAGCGGCAGCGACGUCAUGUUGCUUCAGGGCCUAAUUAAGCACGUAGCACAGGUGCCAGAGGAGGAAUUAAUGAGCGAUAUUUUGAAGCGGUUAACGGGCGAGUCUGCACUCCCUGCAUACAGCAACAUUGAAAAGUUCAGACGAGGAAAGGACGGCUUAUACUUCAUCGCGGAGGACUUUCAUGAAACUGUGAAAAAAAGGGAAUUGGUCAACGCCAAGGAACGACUAAGAAUCAGGAACUUGAACCACAUGUUCUCCCGCUUGAAGCGAAUGGUGCCACUAAUGCGACCUGACCGGAAGCCCAGUAAAGUGGACACACUCAAAGCUGCAACGGAAUACAUUCGAUUGCUUGUUGCAGUUUUGCAGGACACUGCCACUGAUGGAGGCAGUGGGACUGAUUUCUUAAAGAAAGCAAUCACUUAUGGUCAGACUGACGGCUUGGGCAGUGACCUAUGGAGAGUGGAUGAUUUGCUGAACAUGUCAGAGGAGCACAUGGAAGACGGUUUCACCAUGCCCCCGGAACCGGUAUCUGAGGACGGAGAUAUGAGCAGACUGGUGUUGCAACAUUGUGUGAUGCCUGCGUACCAGUUCAUCAUUCAAGUAGCACCUGAUCAGACUUUGAUGUCUCAACCAUAGAGCAGAUGGCUUGGACCACUAUUGGAAACCUUUCAGUGUUAUGGUGCGUUCCAUUUGUACUCGGAAGUCAGAACUUUUGAGUUCCAAGUUGGAAAUUUCAAAUGGAACACCCCCUUAAGACGGAUUUCCGACUCGGAAAGUCGGAGAACCUUACAGUACCCUGAACAAAGCCGACCACAAAAUCCAACAUGGCUGCUCAAUCGUCAACAGUAGCAAAAGCUGUAGUUAUGUACUGUUUAUUAGCACUUCUGUCUUAUUU